AUGCCAACGGCGAUAUCAAGGAAAAAAAUAAAUAAGACAUUAACAGACCUAGAACAAGAGCCGAAUCCUAACGACAAAGAGGAGGAAAUGACAACCAACGAAAAUGAAAAUCAAAACCCCCUCUCUGAUUUAGAAAAAGAAUUAAUUAAGUCGUUUUUUCACAAGUAUAAAAUUAAAAAAAUCUCUCUUCACAAUGAUAGUUUGAGUAAAAUUGAUAAAAAUGAAUUAACAGCCCAAGAAUUAG
Racocetra persica is the source of this 244-nucleotide messenger RNA. NCBI's taxonomy places the organism in Eukaryota, Fungi, Glomeromycota, Glomeromycetes, Diversisporales, Gigasporaceae. The record is from the annotation of a GenBank genome assembly.